AUGACACGCGAUAUUGAUGAUGAUAGUGAGGAUAAUCGCACGUUGACCACUGCAGAGCAUCGUUAUGAUCCCUCCAUUUUCUCUCCCUCUCCUUCAUUUGGUCGUGGUGGUGAUCUUGAGGACACUGAUUAUGAUGAUGAUAAAGUUCUUGGUUUCGGUUCCGACAGUGGUGUUGCUAGGCCUGCAUCUACUCGACCACUUCCCAGAAAAGGGGUGGCUCACAAGGUUCAAUCCAAGCGUCCUGCUCGGAACGAUAACGAUCGAGGCGAUCAAAAUCCGAUACCUUGUUAUCAAUGUGUCGUCAUGAGGACUAUGGAAAGUGUUUUAAGAGGAUCUCGUCUUCUUCGUCUCGGUGCUGGAAGUAAGAUCACUCUCAACAAAAAGAAAACACGCAUUGCAAUGUCAGUUAUGAUGGCUUUGGAGGAAGAAAACAUGGAUUGCGUUGAUCUUGACCCUCUCCCAUCACCAACAUACCGUCCCUCUCGUCAAUUAGCUCGUUCGUUUGUCCCACCUCCCUCCCUGACUAGAAAACGGAAAGCCUCCCCUCCCAAACCUCCUGUCGCAAAGCGUACGAAAACUACUCCUUCUGGUUGUGGUUCCCAGUCCCAAGUGACCAAGGAGACCAAGAGGACCAAAAGCACAAAGGAUUCGAAGAAAUCGAAGGAUGGAGAUAAGAAUGUUUCCUCUAAGGUGGUGGACCUUGACAGCUCCAUCGAUAAUAGUGAUGAUAACGAUGAUGUUGAGGACCUCGAGGAUAGGCUCUUGAUAAUGCAGCUCGAGUUUGAACUCAAGAAGAAGAAGCGCGCUCGCGCUCUUGCUGCUCGGCGUAGAUAG
Messenger RNA from Botrytis fragariae, 834 nucleotides. RefSeq lists its product as uncharacterized. Lineage: Eukaryota; Fungi; Ascomycota; Leotiomycetes; Helotiales; Sclerotiniaceae. The record is from RefSeq and is a predicted model, not a curated record. The transcript has 3 exons. The coding region runs from base 1 to 834 and encodes 277 amino acids.